Molecule: messenger RNA, 2143 nt
Organism: Hymenoscyphus albidus
Lineage: Eukaryota; Fungi; Ascomycota; Leotiomycetes; Helotiales; Helotiaceae
Source: the annotation of a GenBank genome assembly
UUCAAGGCCAUAUCAGUCGCAUUCGAUCUCAACACAACCACAGUUGUCGCACAACAAUUUCAAUGCGAUAACACCCUUCUACUUUAAUCAAACUGUCCAUCCCUCUUCAAAAUGCCACCAAAAGGUGCUCGAGCACCACGAGGCGGACGAGGUGGACGAGGUCGCAGAGCAGCAGCAGCUCAACCUCCCACCGUUCCCGAAGUUCAAGAUAACACUCCUCCAGCCGUCUCAGCAACUAUCACAAACGAACCUGAAUCCCAUCCAGCACCGAAUGAUACCCCUCCAGCCCCUUCAACACCCCUCGAGGGUCCGUCGCAGAAUCAACCGAAUAAUGACUCCUCGGAACAUUCACCAAAUUCUUCACCUGCCCCCAUACCGACCGAAACACCAGCUCCUACACCCGUUCGCGCACCAGUUGAGGCGAGAGAAAAUUUUGCGCCGCCACCUGCGCCUGUGCUUCGGGGUACGAGGGGGAAGGGUCUAUUAACUACCGUUGGUAGAGGUGGAAAGAAACCGGUUGUGGAGAGUAAAUUCAAGCCCAAGGCUAUUCGAAGAGAUCAAGGGGAGCGAGAAAGAUUAGCGGCCGAGGAGAUUCAACGAGCUGACGAGGAGAGAAAAAGGCUGCAGGUUGAGCUGGACAGAAAGGCUAGAGCUUUUAGAGGUAGAGGUAGAGGUGGUAGGGGACGUGGUGAUAUUAUGGGGAGAUCAUUUGCGAGGGGACAUAAUGGGGCGAGUAGUUUGUUUGGAAUUGUGCCGGAGGGUUUGAGUACGUUUAUAUUUUCACUUGUGUGCGGAUUUUUCUGAACUAAUUGGAUUUACAGCUCACAAAACGCAAACAAUUCUUACAUCUGGAUCGUCUGGUGGCGGCGGUGGAGGAGGAGGUGGAGGGGGUGGCAUUGGCCAUAGUUCUGGCUCUGAUCCUAGUGGAUCAGGAGGUAGUAAUGGAUAUUUCAGUCGCUCUGAAGGAGGAAAAAUGAUGGAAUUUCCCGAGUAUCCGGAUAUGGAUCUUGGAACAAGAGUUGAUAUUGCUAAGCUCAAUGAGUCUGCUCUCAACAACGACGAUGGAGUGAUCUACUUGGGUACCAGGAAAAAGACACAUAGACCUAUUCGAUUGAACAGAACCGAGCAUGUGGAUCGAAAUGCUGACAAGAUCAAGAGAGAGCCAGAGGAGGACGUUGAGCCAAAGAAGGAGGGCGAGGAAGUCGCUAAAGGCAAUGGAAGAACUGAAGUGGCCGAGGGAGUUGAGGCGAUGGAUAUUGACGAACAGACACCACAAUCUGCAACACCACAAUCUGCAACACCUCAAGAUGGAACGCCACAAUUCGAAAUCACAGGGGAAUACGUACGCGUCAAGACCGAGCCAGCAGAAGACGAACCCGUCAUUCCUCCAGGAGGUCAACAAGCACCCCCAAGAAUCAACAAAAAGGACAAAAAAAUAGAAGAAGAACCCACUGCCGAGACUGAAGAAGAAGUUGAAGAAAAACGCCGCCACGCAGAAGACGUUGCUGUCCUCGCAGCAGAACUUCAAGAUAUGCAAGCACUGGUCCCAGAUGAAGCCUCUACACAUCGUGCAAUGGACGACAGUGGAAAUCCCAUGGAAGGAUUACAAACAGAGGGUCAAACACACACCAAAGGUGAAGGUCGAAUCUAUCUCUUCCAAUUCCCACCCAUCAUCCCUAAACUCUACAAUCCCCUCACCGAGAAAAAACCCGAUCACCCUCACGCCGCUAAACACCCGAAAGAUGCCAAACUCGCCAAAGACGGUGUAGAAAUCACAGGCACCAGUACAAAAGUCGACCUCACGGCUCCCAAACACCCAGUCAAAAUCGAGGGUCAGCAGGAAAUCGUCAUCAAAGAUGAAGAGCUGGUUGAGGAACCGACGGAGGAGGCGGUUGAUAAAGAGGGUUGGAUUGGGAAGAUGGUUGUUAGAGCGAGUGGAAGGGUCGAGUUGUGCUGGGGUGGUACGGAUAUGCUUGUGAGUAAGGGUAUGGCGGGGGAGUUUCUGACCACUGGUUGUGUGGUGGAGAGUAGGAAGGAUCCGAAUGACGCGGAAGGCAAGAAGUAUCUUGAAGGGAAGGUGGCGGCUAUGGGUAAGGUGAUGGGGAAGAUGGUAGUUGUUCCGGAUUGGGAGAAGGUUGAUUGA